AUGCCAUCGGUUGAUCUUCUGGGCGGAAUUGAUACAAUCCUUGGCAAGGUCAAGAGUAACAGCUACUCUAGCCAAUUUGAUAUGGAUCUGGAAGUGACCAGCCUGAUUCAAUCCGCCCAUGACAGCCACUUGGUCUUUCAGCUUUGCUCGACAUCAAUCUUCAACUAUGCCAUUGAUUUGCCUCUUGUCUCGGUCUCGACAGAUGGACUUUCGCUGCCAGAGGUCUACACUUUGAGUAUGUGCCUGGAAGUUGCUCUGUAUUUGACAGCCAUAUACUGA
Penicillium argentinense is the source of this 279-nucleotide messenger RNA. RefSeq lists its product as uncharacterized. The record is from RefSeq and is a predicted model, not a curated record. Lineage: Eukaryota; Fungi; Ascomycota; Eurotiomycetes; Eurotiales; Aspergillaceae. The transcript has a single exon. The coding region runs from base 1 to 279 and encodes 92 amino acids.